Molecule: messenger RNA, 2602 nt
Organism: Punica granatum (pomegranate)
Lineage: Eukaryota; Viridiplantae; Streptophyta; Magnoliopsida; Myrtales; Lythraceae
Source: RefSeq, a predicted model, not a curated record
CCCUUUAACGUUAAGCUACAAUAAGCAAAAGAGCAAUAUGUCAUUUAUUUAGCUGCAGACUGUACUGCUGCAUGUUUUUCAUUCUCUCUCUGGUUCCAGGAGCAUCUAUGGGGUGGCUUCUGAUUCUCUUGACUCUCUUCAGGGUAACCAGCUGCGCCGUAAACUCCAUUUCUGCUGACCAGUCCAUCAGAGAUGACGAAACGAUUGUUUCUGCAAAUGAGAUGUUUGAGCUAGGAUUCUUCUCCCCAAGAAAUUCGUGGGACAGGUUCCUAGGAAUUUGGUACAAGAAAAUAGGCUCUGGUACUGUCGUUUGGGUUGCCAACCGGCAGGCCCCAAUUGCCAACUCCACAGGAGUCCUGAAGCUCACCACUGAAGGAAUCCUUAUCCUCUCCAACGGCACCGGUCCUGCAGUUUGGUCCUCCUCCAAUUCAUCGGGACCGCCAAAAAGCAGCCCGGUGGCUCAGCUUUUGGACUCGGGAAACCUCAUAGUUCGGGAUGGGAGUAGUGAUUCCCCGGAAAACAUUCUAUGGCAGAGUUUCGAUCACCUGAGUAAUACUCUCCUAGAAGGAAUGAAGUUUGGGAUGAACUUACAAACAGGCCUUAAUCGGUACCUCUCUUCCUGGAAGAGCCCUGACGAUCCUUCCCCCGGAACUUUCACUUACAAGCUCGAUCCUUCAGGCUUUCCUCAGCUGAUCCUUAGGAAUGGUUCCGUGGUGCUGUACCGCUCGGGUCCAUGGAAUGGUCUUCGCUUCAGUGGGUUCCCUCAGUUAACCCCCAACCCAGUAUACAAAUUCGGGUUUGUCUUCAACCAGUCCGAAGUUUACUACUACUUCGAGCUUCUCAACAGCUCGAGUCCCUCCAGGCUGGUCCUGAAUGAGAAGGGAAUAGCCGAGAGGUUCGCAUGGACAGAUCAGUCUAGGGGGUGGAUACUGUAUUCAUCUGCUCAAACAGACGAUUGUGACACUUACGCUCUUUGUGGGGCCUUUGGUACUUGCAACAUUGCAAAUUCUCCCAAGUGUCAGUGCUUGAAAGGAUUCGUACCCAAGUCCCUGAACAGCUGGCAGGUCGGGGACUGGUCCAGAGGAUGUUUUCGAAGUACUGAGCUUGCCUGCCCUGAAGGGAAAGACAAGUUCAUGAAGCAUUCCGGAAUCAAGUUGCCCGACACAAGGUCGUCGUGGUUUAAUCGGAGCAUUAGCCUUGCGGAGUGCAAGAAGAUUUGCUUGAAGAAUUGCUCGUGCACCGGUUACGCGACUUUGGAUAUUAGGGAUGGAAGCGGGUGCCUCAUUUGGUAUGGUGAGCUGAUUGACAUUCGAGAGUUCAAUGCUAACGGCCAGGAGAUCUAUGUGCGGAUGGCUGCCUCAGAAGUUGAUGACAAUCUGGGUAACUCGGGAUUGAGGAGAAGAGUGGAGAUCAUAGUUGGUGCUGCAGCCUCAAUCCUUCUCCUACUAGGUGUCACAUAUGUUUGCAUCAAGCGCAAGAGAGGCGAAAAUUUUUGUGGGUAUGGUCGAGAAAGCCCGAAUGAAGAUCUAGAGUUGCCCUUGUUUGACUUCUCCACAAUAGCAAGCGCGACAAACCAAUUCUCGAUCCAGAACAAACUUGGCGAGGGCGGCUUUGGAGCUGUCUAUAAGGGUAUUCUGAAGAAUGGACAGGAGAUAGCUGUGAAGAGGCUUUCAGAGACUUCGAGACAGGGACUCAUCGAGUUCACAAAUGAAGUAACGUACAUAGCGAAGCUGCAGCACCGUAACCUUGUUAAACUUCUAGGAUGUUGCAUUGAAGUUGACGAGAAGAUGUUGGUCUAUGAAUUCUUGCCCAACAAAAGCUUAGACUGCUUUAUUUUUGACCAAAGACAAGCUGUAUUACUUGAUUGGAAUAAACGCUUCGUCAUUAUCCACGGGAUUGCUAUCGGGCUUCUGUACCUUCAUCGAGACUCGAGAUUGAGGAUUAUACACAGGGAUCUUAAAGCAGAGAACAUCCUACUAGACAACGAGCUGAACCCGAAGAUUUCAGAUUUUGGCUUGGCCAGAACCUUUGGAGGAAAUGAAACUGAAGCAAAUACCAGGAGAGUCAUGGGAACAUAUGGUUACAUGUCCCCAGAGUAUGCAAUUCACGGGCUUUACUCAGUGAAAUCGGACAUCUUCAGCUUCGGUGUCCUUGUGCUCGAGAUUGUGCAUGGGAGGAGAAACAGAGGGUUCAGUCAUCCUGACAACAACCUCACCCUUCUUGGACAUGCAUGGACAUUGUUCAAAAAAGGCAGGCCAAUUGAGCUGAUAGAUGAAUCUAUCAAACAAACGAUCAACUUCUCAGAAGUUUUAAGAUCGAUCCAUGUGGCCUUACUGUGCGUUCAGCACAAUCCUAGGGACAGACCAGACAUGUCUUCCGUAGUAAUGAUGUUAGGUGGAGAAAGUUCGUUGCCAGAGCCUAAACCUCCUGGGUUUUUCAGUGAUGUGAUCUCUUUAGAAGGAAACUCUUCUGGAAGCAAGCACGCAGAGAUUUCAGCGAAUGAGCUGACAAUUUCUUUUGUAGAGCCUCGUUAGAGAUGCUGUAAUGUGGUUGAAAUUUCGAAAUUUGGAAAUUUGAAUGAAUCCAUUAUUUUCCUGUCAAA